Molecule: messenger RNA, 2834 nt
Organism: Mya arenaria
Lineage: Eukaryota; Metazoa; Mollusca; Bivalvia; Myida; Myidae
Product: glycoprotein-N-acetylgalactosamine 3-beta-galactosyltransferase 1-like
Exons: 4
Coding region: 117-1190 (357 amino acids)
Cellular component (GO): membrane
Molecular function (GO): N-acetylgalactosaminide beta-1,3-galactosyltransferase activity
Source: RefSeq, a predicted model, not a curated record
GUCCAGUAUAUUUAGUCCAGUGUUUUUCAUUUAAGAAACAUUGACUUGUAUAAAUUGUCAUCUUGUUGUGGGAUAAACAAAGUUGAACUAAAAUUAAUUGGACUGUAUUGCUGGAUAUGCCAGGCAAAAUGCAGACCGGGUCCAUGAACUUUGUUUUUGGGCUGUCUGUGGGUAUUUGUUUCGCAUACAUGGGUAUCACCUACAUAACAAGCCCAACACAACGGGGGUUGUCAGCCAGUGUGAAGCAUAUGGCCAUCAGCGAAGACGGACCCAGGGUCGAGGUCCCAAGAGACUCGUUUCUUACUCACAAGGAUCUUGAUAAAAUAAAGAAAAUCAUCCGCCCUGUACAGUUUAAUGACUCUCAUUCGCAUCAUGACAACGACACAGAUGCAAAAAAACUGUACGAUAAAGUACGGGUUUUGUGCUGGGUAAUGACUAGUCCCCAGAAUCUGGAGAAAAAAGCCGUACAUGUGCGUGCCACGUGGGCCCAUAGAUGUAACAAGCUUAUAUUUAUUAGUUCAGUGACUAAUGACAGUUUUCCUACGGUCGGAAUUGAUGUUCCCGAGGGUCGCGAGCAUUUGACUGGUAAAACUAUGAAAGCAUUCCAAUAUGUGUUCGACCACCAUUUCGAUGACGCUGAUUGGUUUAUGAAAGCCGAUGACGACACAUACACUAUUUUAGAAAACUUACGUUAUUUCCUCUCGGGCCAGAAUAAAGACUCGCCAAUUUAUUUCGGUCAUCAUUUUAAGACGAUUGUAAAACAAGGAUAUUUCAGCGGAGGCGCGGGGUACGUAAUAAGCAAGGAGGCGUUAAGGAGAUUUGGUGCUAAAGGAAAGCAAGCAUCCCUGUGCCGCCAAGAUGGUGGAUCUGAGGACGCGGAGUUUGGCAAGUGUAUGCAGAACUUGGGGGUAAAGGUUGGCAACUCCACUGACCGGUUCGGUCGAAGUCGAUUCCAUUGUUUUAGUCCGGCUACUCAUCUGAUGGGCGGCUAUCCGAAUUGGUAUUACAAAUAUGACUCGCGCGGUGGCAAAAGUGGUCGGAAGAGCAUCUCAGACUAUGCAAUAAGCUUCCACUACGUUCCCCCGGCCAUGAUGUACGAACUGGAAUAUUUUACUUACCAUUUAAGACCGUACGGUAUUCAUUCCGGAAAUCAAGAUUUGAAUAAUAAAGUGACGUUACACCGGAAGUGACGUAGCAGUGAAUGUAAAAUGAUGUUUACUAUUUAUGAUAUUCAAUAUCAGUUUUGAAUAAGAAUGUGAUACUAUUUGUACAAAGGGACAGCUGGUAUCCUUUUAGCUUUGGUAAUCAAAAGGUAACAGGUUGCUUAAUGUUUGUGUUAUGUGAGACAUGUGGCCAUUGUGAUAUUGGAGUGGAACACAUGGCGUUGUGAAACUAGAAAAGGCGACACUUGCAGAUAUGGUUUCCAACGAUUCAAAGCGAAAUGGCUCUUACUUUACAAUGAGUGUUUUAGGCAUUUGAAAAACGUUAUCAGAAGCCCGAUCCCGGUCUUCCAUGAUACUGUGCUUUAUUUUCAUCAGUUAUUCAAAGUUAUUGGUUACAACGUACGUCCAGCGUUUUAAUACGAUGCAUUCAAUGCACGUUUACAUGUACUACAUUUUGAAAAUGUUUCUACUUUGGUCAUAUCGAUAAAAAAUAUAUCCAGCCGCAAGAAGAUAGAAGCAGACGGGAUGUGACGCAUAAUGAAUAAGAUUCAAAAGUCAAUCGUUAAAGAUAUUCAUAUCUCAUACUGAUUAGCCCAAUAGAUGAAACUACGAUAAUGAAUCUACACGGAUGUUUGUCAUUUGGAGCUACCCGGCCAUUUUUUUAUUGAAAGCAAUCUCGGUACACUUUAACUACGCUGCAAGUAGAUCGCGUAGUAAUUUAAAUUUAGCUAUAAAACUUAAUGACUAAACUCUUUGGAAUCUUAAUUAUGUUAUCAAUACAACGAUUGACUGGCAAUCAAUUUAAACUUAGAUUUACAAAUACAAGCCAAAACACUACCAUUAAUUAAUAAUAUGAUUCAAAUUUUGUGAACUACUUCUACUGAUGUACCGGAAUACAUCCGAGGCUGUUUUCGAUAAAAAUGCGCCCCCCCCCCCAAAAAAAAAGGAGUUCCGAAUGGGCUGGUUGUGUCACAUAUUCCUGCAUAACACUUCCUACAUGAAUGAAUCGAGAGAAUGGUUCAAUCAUAAUUGUUGCAUAGAAUUCGUUUUAAAGUAUGGUGGCAUUUAACUGCCGUAACUGCCUGAUAGCGUUCGCGAAUUGUUUCGUGUUAACCUCUUAAUUUUCGCAAUAAUAAUCUAGCUAUCUAGUUGAUAUUCGCGAUUCUUUUUUGAUAAGAUAAACAUCAUUAGACUAAAACAGAUUUGAAAGUGCCCAAAACUGCCACCUAUUACGCUUUUUAGCCAGACAACACUUAGUAGUUAUGGUUUGCAAAUUCCACUUAAGUUUCGCAAGAAAGUUUCGCGAAUAUUAACUAGAUAGCUAGAUAAUUAUCUAAUUUUGGUAUUCAAAUUGUAAUUGUCUUUUGUCCUUAAAUAUCAUUAAAUCAUUGCAUUUCUAUUUUGUCUUAAAGCGUUAUUUCAUCUGCCAGUGUACAGACUGAAUCGUAUUCGUUCUUUAAUAUCCGUAUCUUGACUGUCUUAUACGUGUAUAGGAAAUAGCACCAGUUGGAAAAUACGGCAAAACAAGUACAGUAUCUUAUUGCACUGUUAAAAGCAUAUUCUAUUAAGUUUUCUGUUAUGAGAUGUGUUCUUGUUGAUUGCUUGAUUAUUGUAGUAUACACGUAAAUGUAUGUUUUACAUGACAUUUAUGAAUAAAUUAUUUGACACUUA